Adineta steineri is the source of this 3123-nucleotide messenger RNA. NCBI's taxonomy places the organism in Eukaryota, Metazoa, Rotifera, Eurotatoria, Adinetida, Adinetidae. The record is from the annotation of a GenBank genome assembly.
AUGGCAACGAAGAAAAAAAGCACCGCUGGCUCUAAUGAAACAGGGCAUGAAUAUGGAAUUUCUAUUGAAGAACUAGAAACAUUAAUGCAAACACGAGAUGAUAAGGGUAUUAAAGAACUUAAUGAAAGAUAUGGUGGUCUUAGUGGUAUUGAACAAAAACUCAAAACAAAUUUACUAAAUGGUUUAUCUGGCGAUGAGAACGAUUUCUCAAGACGUAAAGCUGCAUUUGGUCGGAAUGAGAUUCUAUUGAGAUCACCAACAACAUUUCUUGCUCUUAUGUUUGAUGCUUUACAAGAUGUUAAAAUUAUUAAAACUAUUAUAUUUGGUAUAAUUUUACUUACUUUAUCAUUUUAUUAUCCAAGUGGAGAAACAUCUGAAGGUAAAGGAAAACCAAAGGAAAUAAAUGUUGCAUGGGUUGAAGGUAUAGGAAUUAUUAUUGUUGUACUUGUGGUUAUUCUCUUAACAACAUUUAAUCAUUGGAUAAAAGAACGACAAUUUCGUGAUCUUCAAUCAAAAAUUGAACUUGAUCAAAAAUUUGAUGUUAUUAGAAAAAGUGAAAUAAAACAAAUUCCAAUAAAAGAUAUUCUUGUUGGUGAUAUAUGUCUAAUUGAACAUGGAGAUUCAUUACCAGCUGAUGGUCUUGUUGUACAAUCAAAUAAUCUAGCAGUCGAUGAAUCAUCAUUAACUGGAGAAUCAAACUUAAUUAAAAAACAUCAAUCAGAAGAUCUAUUUCUUCUUUCAGGUACACGUAUUAUCGAAGGUAGCGGAAAAAUGUUAGUUUUGGCUGUGGGUGAACAUACUCAAAUGGGAAACAUAUUCAACUUAUUAAAUGCAGGUAUGAAUAAUCAGAAUGCAACUGAAUUCCAAGAAGUUAUACCUAAUAAUGACAAUGGAACAAAUAAUGAAGAUGAUUCUGAUCGUUUUAAAUUCGAAGAACAAUUAACUUUAUCAGCAAAAGUCCCAAAAUUGGUUAAUCAAAUAACAUAUGCAGGCAUCAGAAUUGUUAUGUUAAUUGUACUUAUUCUCUUGGUUCCAUUUCUAAUUGAAGAAUUUGUUCAACGACGUGAAUGGAAUAAGAAAUUCUGUAGUCGAAUUGUACGAUAUUUAAUCACUGGUAUAACAUUAUUGCUUGUUAGUGUACCUGAAAGUUUACCAUUAACUUUAACAAUAUCAUUAGCACAAGCAGUUAAAAAAAUGAUGAUAAAUAACAAUUUAGUUCGUCAUUUGGAUGCACUUGAAACAAUCGGCUGUGUAACAACAAUAUGUUUCGAUAAAACCGGAUUAACAACAGAUGGUAUGUCUGCUGUACAAGUCUAUGUUGGUGAACAACUUUGGCACGAAGUUGACAGUCGAGCUAAUAGAAUUAGUAUACCAGCAAAUAUAAAAGAAAUGAUAAUUGAAGGUUUAUCUGUUAAUACUGAUUAUUCAUCAGAAUCAGUAUCUUCAACAGUAAAAGAAACAUUACCAAAACAAAUUGGAAAUAAAACUGAAUGUAGUUUAUUAGAUUUUGUUGGCGCUCUUAAUGGAAGUUAUGAUGAAAUACGUAGAAAUUAUCCACAAGAAAAAUUUAUUCAUGUUUAUAGAUUUAAUUCAAUACGAAAAAGUAUGUCAACAGUUAUUCAACGACCUGAUUCAACUGUACGUAUGUAUAUAAAAGGUGCAUCAGAUAUUAUUUUAAAUAAAUGUACAACAAUAUUAAAUCAAAAUGGAGAAAUAAUACCAUUUUCAUCUAUUGAUUAUGAUAGUUUGGAAGAAACAGUUAUUGAACCAAUGGGAUCUUGCGCUUUACGUACAGUAUGUUUAGCAUAUAGAGAUUUUUCACCCUCAAAAUUACCCGAUUGGAAUGAUGAAACUAAUGUUGUGGAUCAAUUAACAUGUAUUUGUAUAUGUGGUAUUGAAAAUCCUGUACGACCGGAGGUACCUGUUCUUAUUACUAAAUGUCAAGAUGCUGGUAUAACAGUAAGAAUGAUUACUGGAGAUAAUAUUGAUACAGCUCGAUCGAUUGCAAUUAAGUCUGGAAUUAUAUCAAACGAUGAUAAUAAUUCAGUGCUUGAUGGUAAAGAAUUUAACAGAUGUAUAAGAUCAACACCAGAUGGAGAAAUUGAACAAAAUUUAUUUGAUAAAGUUUGGCCAAAUUUACGUGUAUUAGCUCGUUCAUCACCACAAGAUAAAUAUGAACUUGUCAAAGGUAUUAUGGCAUCAAAAAUCAAUCCAACACGUGAAGUUGUUGCUGUUACUGCUGAUGGAACAAAUGAUGCUCCUGUUUUGAAAAAAGCUGAUGUCGGUUUUGCUAUGGGUAUACAAGGUACUGAUGCUGCAAAAGAAGCAUCAGAUAUAAUUCUUGUUGAUGAUAAUUUGUAUUCAAUUCUCGGAUCUAUUAUGUUCAGUCGGAAUAUUUAUCAUUCAAUAGGAAAAUGUCUUCAAUUUCAAUUAACUGUUAAUGUUGUCAUUGUAUUGUUUGCUUUUAUUGGAUCACUGAUUAUAAAAAAUUCUCCAUUACGUGAUCUACAACUCUUAUGGAUUUAUUUAAGUAUAAAUAUAUGUUUAUCAUUAUCAUUUACUAUGGAAGUACCAACAGAAGAAACAUUAAAAUCUAAACCUUAUGAACGUACACAACCAUUAAUAUCUCGUAGAAUGAUGAAAAAUAUAAUUGGUCAUACUAUUUAUCAAUUAAUUGUUCUUCUUUUUAUUUUAUUAGCUGGUCCUAAAGUAUUUAAUCUUGAUGAUGGUAGUCCAGUUAAUAAUAUAUUUAAACCAUCUCAACAUUUGACAAUGAUAUUUAAUGUAUUUGUCGUAAUGAAUUUAUUUAAUGGAAUAAAUUCUCGAAAAAUUUAUGGUGAAAAGAAUAUUUUUUCUGGAAUAUUUCGAAAUCCAGUUUUUAUUAUAAUAUGGAUUGUUACAUUUAUUCUACAAAUUCUUCUUGUUCAAUAUGGUUCAUAUGUAUUUUCUUGUGUUGCAUUAACAUUUCAACAAUGGAUCUGUUGUCUUCUUUUUGGUGUUGGAGUUCUUCUAUGGAAUCAAGUGCUUAAUUUAAUCCCAUUGACACAUCAUAUACCGGAAUUGAAUGCACCGGGUGGUUAUAAACCAGCAUCACCUGUUGGCUUAAAUCGAAAAGAACAAUGA